AACGAAACUGGGCGCACACACCCGAAACGAUCUCGCAGUUUUAAUGCCAAACGCAAACAACUGGCAUAAAUGAAAAUAAAUCAUGCGAUAGGUGUCAUGGCGACUGACUGAACGUUCAAACAAACGACGAAUGAAUCAUUAAUCCGAUUCGGAUGAAAAUUCAUCUUAACUCGUCGCAUAACGGGACGGGAAAGCAGUCUAAUAUCAUAGUCUGCGGAGGAUAUACACUUGUGCUGCCAACAUCUAUGAAAUAAGGAAUUCUGGACCAAGAUGGCGACUAAUUACAAAUACCCCGUUGGGUGUGGGGUUUGCCUGGGGGUGUUCCAUAUCAUCUUUGGUAUGGGGUGUUGUGGUUGUGGUAUUGCCGCUAUUGUACUGUAUGCGUACGCUGCUAGCAUUGCAGUGGGGAUAUGGGCCGGUGUGGCGUUCUACACGAUGACUGGUAUACUUGCUCUGGCCUCGGCUUCAAGGAACAAUUGUGUGAUUACUGCUUACUAUAUCAUGGCUCUUCUGUCGGUCUUCGUAUCUAUGGGUCAGAUGGGAGUGUACAUUUAUGCAAUAUUGUACGAGGUGUUUGCCUGCUCCAAUAGCCCCUACUCUGACAAAUACUAUAAUUGUACACAGAAACAGAUUCAAGAUAUGAUCAUGCACGGCGUUCUCUUGUUGCUUGCAUUCCUGGAGUGGAUCAUUGCCAUGGUUUCCUGCUGCACUGCAUGCACAUGUUGCUGCAAUAAUGACGUGGCACCGACUCAAACUGUCGUGAUUCACACCAUGCAGCAGCCGGUUGGUCAGCCCUUACCGAACUAUGGCGGGCCGGCCGUCGCUAUGCCACCACCCCAGGCGGAGUAUGCUGGAUACUCCGGGGGCAGUUUUCCUGCGUCCAUACCCAGCCAACCAGCACCAGGUUACAGCCAGAAGCCACAGUUGCCAUUAGCUUCCGCUCCGGUCUAUCAUAACCAGACCUUCGAUCCCAACUCACCUGCCGAUGAAAACACCGCCCUCCCCCAUGCACCACAGUCGCCGGAACACGGUAAUAACACCAGGGAAUACUAGGCAGAGCAAGGUGAUUAAGCUACAGAAAACACUGCGCUAACACCAAAUGUUACACCAAAUUGUUACAUGUUCAGAAAUCAACAGUUUAUCACACUGAAGAAUGUUCAUAUUAUAAUUUCUGAACACCACGACUUUUUGUCGUUGUUUGAAGUGAACUUGUCUGCAAAAUAUUGAUGUAGGCCUACCUGUGAACUUUUAAGAAAAACACGAAGCUCCCGUCUUUUGGCAAAGUUGGUUGUGUUCAUUGCGCCGCUUUCUGUAUAUACUGCUUAUAGCUUCAGCAUUUUGUGUAUCUUUAAGGUAUUGUACUUGUAGCCCAAUCGUACUUGAUUGUGUUAAACUAAACUUACUUAAAACAGGUUUGUACAAAAUUACUCACUAUAAACUCAUACCUCCGAUAAAAAGUUUGAAACGUAAAACUUUUAAAGUUAGACAAUGGUCCACAUACGUACCUUAAUUCAGGCCUACACAAACAAUCUGCUUUUUGUGUUUAUAAUGUUGAUUGUAUCAAUUAUAAUGAUUUGUGCAUUGCUUUUUUGUUGAUUAGCCAUGAUUUAAUUUUAGGAUACAUCUUGAAAAAAAUAGACCAAUUGCAAAACUGACUUUUCUUUAAACUAUACUGAAUGCGUACAUGAAUGCAAUCAAUUAUUGAACGGCUAAAAAACUUACAUGUGCUUGUCUAUUAUGUACAUAAUUGUUUCUUAUGAGAAAAAAAAAAUCUCAUCUAUUUUGUUUUGCUUUGCCAAAAAAAAUGUGUAUCUCAAUAUUAUUAUUCAAUCAAAUUAUAUUUUUAAUUGGUGUGUUACGAUUGCGGUUAAGAUAAAGCUGCGCUGUUUAAUUCUACUGAAUCUGGACAUAGACUAUUGUGUUUGUAUUGUACACAGUUGUAUACAGAGAUUCGUGACUAUUUUCUUAAAUUACAAUGCUGUGUUGGGAUCAUGCAGAUUUUCUUUCGGCAAAAAUUAUCUUCAAGAUGAUGAAUAACAUUAUGUUGACAGACAUAGGAAGAUUCAACGAAGAAUGAAUGGAGCGAAGAACAGACACAAUUUACUGCUAGUCAUGUUAGUUUGAUUUAUAAAUUUAUUGAUUUAAAGAUUUUAACAUCUGCAGGCCUAAAAUCCAUCUGAACUGCGUGUCUUGUGAUGUAGCUUCUGUUUGCAAGAAUUUUUUCACUGCGCAAGUAAGAAUUUCGGCUAUAAGAUAACUUAGGCCUAUAUAGCCUACUCUAAAAAGUUACAUUAAUUGUAUGUACUGCUUUUGUCGCCCUUAUGCCCAAUGUUUUAAAUGUUCCAACAUGCAUGUUAUUAAGUUUGGUUUAAAUAGCAUGCAAACAAUGUAUUUUUAUGUAAUAAAACUAGAAAAGCUGUGGCUAAAAUGAUCAAUUAA
Patiria miniata (bat star) is the source of this 2439-nucleotide messenger RNA. RefSeq lists its product as uncharacterized. The transcript is spliced from 7 exons. NCBI's taxonomy places the organism in Eukaryota, Metazoa, Echinodermata, Asteroidea, Valvatida, Asterinidae. The record is from RefSeq and is a predicted model, not a curated record. Bases 271 to 1053 code for a protein of 260 amino acids.